Messenger RNA from Mirounga angustirostris (Northern elephant seal), 1105 nucleotides. It is a transcript of the gene SYCE1, whose product is annotated as synaptonemal complex central element protein 1. Gene Ontology annotation, cellular component: synaptonemal complex. The coding region runs from base 53 to 1045 and encodes 330 amino acids. The record is from RefSeq and is a predicted model, not a curated record. Gene Ontology annotation, biological process: synaptonemal complex assembly. The transcript is spliced from 13 exons. Lineage: Eukaryota; Metazoa; Chordata; Mammalia; Carnivora; Phocidae.
UCGUCCAAUCCCCACGGAGGUGCUCCUCGCCGGCCGCGCGCGAGCGGAGAAAAUGGCGGGGCGGUCGGGGUCUUCGGACGCCGAGGGAGCGGGAGCCACGGAGCGGGCUGAGAAGGCCGGAGGGCAAGCCAAAUCCUCACAGAAAAUUGAAGACUUGCUGGAAAUGGUGAAGAAGUUGCAGAAAGCGGGAAGCCUAGAGCCCAGGGUUGAAGUCCUGAUUAAUCGGAUUAAUGAGGUUCAGCAAGCAAAAAAGAAAGCCAGUGAGGAGCUGGGAGAGGCCCGGACUGUUUGGGAGGCCCUGCAGAGGGAAAUGGACUCAUUGAGUGGAGAGAAAGUACGCCUGAAAGAGAUCUUGAACAAAAAGCAAGAAACCCUAAGGAUCCUCAGGCUCCACUGCCAGGAGAAGGAAAGUGAGGCACAGAGGAAGCAGACCAUGCUGCAGGAGUGCAAGGAGCGAAUUUCUGCCCUGAACUCCCAGAUUGAGGAAGAGAAGAACAAACAGAGGCAACUGAGGUUGGAUUUUGAGGAACAGCUGGAGGAUCUGAUGGGCCAGCACAAGGACCUCUGGAAGUUCCAUAGGCCAGAGCAGAUGGCCCGGGAGAUUGGCACCCUGGACAGCAGCAAGGAGCAACUGCUCAAGGAAGAGAAGCUUGUGGAGGCGAAGCUGGAGGAUGUGAAGCAUCGCCUUUGUUCCCAAUUUGGGGCUGAUGGCUGCUCGACCAUUGCUGAGGGGCUCUUUCUGCGCAGCCAGGAGGCUGCAGCUGCAGUGCAUCUGUUUGAAGAGGAGAACAGGAAGGCCCAGGAGCUCCUGGAGGCUGCUGCACAUCACCAUGAGCAGCUACAGCAGAAGUGCCAGCAGCUGCAGCAGAAGAGGCAGAGGCUUAAGGAGGAGCUGGAAAAGCUUGGGAUGCAGAUCCCUGCUCAAACCCCAAGCAAACAAGAAGAAGGGGCUGGCCCAGGAGAACCUGCCAGUCCCAAGCUCCUAGGAGUCAUCGAGGAGAAAGACCCAGAGCUGCCCACCAAGCAAGGCCCUUUGCCCUCCUAGCCAAGGAGGAUUCCCCCUGCCCUGCAGCAUAUUCCAAGAACUUCAAGAAAUAAAAGCACU